AUGGAUGGAUAUCAACUGACGGCGACGGCGAUAGGCAAUCCCGGCGGAAUCAUGUACAACCUCAGUCUGAGCAUCCCCUUCGACAAACAAACCAACCUCACAGGUUUGUUCAAGGCCAUGCCCAAGAACGGCGGCCCGCUCAGAAACAAUAUCGCCCCCAACUACAACGAUGGAGUGAUGUUUGCUAACGACAAUGAGUUUAUUCUCUAUGGAGGCCUUUCACGGUUGACCGAUAGUCAGGAACUCCCCCCAGGCGAUGUGGUGCUUGGUUACCAGGAGUACGAAUGGGGCUCACCACCAAUUUCGUGGCAGCCAGGGUUCGUCCAGAGGAGUCUUCCCACUGGAGUCACUCGCUAUAUAACGAACGGUGCUGGCGUCUCCGCCCCGAGUGAGAAUCUCGGUUUCUACUUCAGCGGAAUGCGGGGAGAAGAUUGGGGGAGCAUUGAAGAGGGCGAUCAGACUGCAAACACGAUUGCAGACACAUUAAUUACGGUCAACAUGUCGAGUAUGCGGAAGGAAUUCUGGCAGAAUACGACGCUUCCUUCCGAAGUGCAUGGGCGAGCCAAUGCAGAACUGGUCUGGAUCCCGGUCUCUGAAUCAGGAGUCUUGAUUGCAAUCGGGGGAGUCAUCAACCCGGAAAUCUUGACGGCGGCGCAACAGCUGACGCCAGAGGAGGCUGAAGCAAGCAACAAAACGAGUCCCACAUUCAUGGAAGUACUUCCUGUCUAUGAUGUUUCCACUAAAACAUGGUACUUGCAAAACACCACCGGAGACAUUCCGCCGCAGUUGACCAUGUUCUGCUCCGUCGUAGCAGCGGCCGCCGAUGGCAGCUCCUUCAACGUAUACAUCUAUGGAGGCUACGACGGGAUCGACGCCGGAAUGGUGCCAUCGGACGAUGUCUACAUCCUCUCCAUGCCAUCCUUCACGUGGAUCAAAGCAUACUCCGGGAAACGCUCUCACGGCCGCAGCGGCCACCGCUGCGUGAAGGUGUACCCAGAUCAGAUGUUCGUUCUUGGUGGUAUCUUCAAGGGCGAUCCGAUGAUCUGUCUGACGGGGGAGUCAUCCAGGUGUUCAAUCUCAACACGCUGCAGUUCCAGGACUCGUACAGCCCGGAUGUGUGGAACUGACCUGACAAGGUGUAGUGUCAACGGCAGUGCGACCAAGACAUCGCCAGACCGGUGGAAUGACGAUGCUCUGGCGGGCAUUUUCUCGUCAAAGUAUACGAAGCCGAUGGCGACGUACUAUCCUUAUGCUGCGCCAAGCAGGCCUAGCAAUGUGACCGUCACAAAACCAGCUGACAGAACUGGAGGGAGGGGUGUGCCACUGGGUACAGUGCUGGGGAGUGUCGCAGGGGUGGUAGUGAUCAUACUUCUCGCAGCAGCCUGGUUCAUAUACAGACGACACCAGCCAAAGAACGAGCCAGCUGGUAGUGUCGACAAGGAGGAGACGCCAAGGGAGACGCCAAGGUCAACGGGUCCAUCCGUGGAGCGAGCAGAUACAUCAUACGCAGCUCUGGAAUCUCCUUCGACGGGCAUGUCGCCGGUCAGCGAGAAACAAUCCGAGGCAAACGUGGUGUCGCCGACGACAGCAGUGACGGAUGUGUCGCCAAUCCAGCCGAGCCAGGCUGAUAGUUCUCCAAUCUACGAGAUGGAGUUUAGGAAAUGCGUCGAACUGCCCACGGACUUUAAUCAACAGCCAAAAGCGCAUAUCAACAAUGACAAUUUUUGUCAUGGUACUAAUAGGCAUCAAGUCUCCGAGACAGACCACUACCAGACGAUGCAGACACCUCGUCCUGCCUCCACCCGUGGCCAUGACCAAGACCAAGACCAUUCGACAGAAAUCCCCAUUUCAGAUCCAUCCCUACAAAGAAAAAGAUUCUCCUUUACGCCAUCCAUCCGCUCAGACCGCUCUUAUCAUGAUUGUCGUCCUUCAUCAUCUUCUACUACCUCUUCUUCGUCAUCGUCGUCGUCUUCUUCUGGACCUUCACCUCUUUCGCCUCUGUCUUCUGCUGCGCAGCAAGAGUCGAAUUUUGACAAGAUUCCUUAUUCUUCGAGGAUUGUUGUCAAUGUUAAUGCGUGGAGAGGGGAUGGCCCGGAUGGCAAGACGACGGGGGAUUACUGGAACUACCUAUCUACAGAGCACUAUCCCCUGAGGACUCUAUUUGCUCAUCUCAUGGCUAUCCCAGACACGCAGUGGGCUCAAGUCCUCGAACAAAAAGGCGGCCCCGUCAUCUACAAACAGAUCCCAGUCAGCAGGCCCGGUCCGGACGAAGUCUUGGUCAAUAUCAAGUAUUCCAGCGUGUGCCACACAGACCUGAGUGUCCUGAAGGGGGACUUGCCGGCCUGCAUGAAGCUCCCUUUGGUCGGCGGGCACGAAGGCGCUGGCGUUGUCGUCGCCAAAGGCGAUCUGGUUGCGGGACUCGAGGUAGGCGACCAUGUGGGCGUCAAGUGGAUCAAUAGCUCGUGCAUGUCGUGCGAGUUCUGCCAGAAGGGUGAUGAGCCGCUUUGUGCAAAGGCCAUGAUGUCUGGCUGCUCAGUGGAUGGCUCCUUCCAGCAGUACUGUGUCGCGAAGGCCUUCCAUGUCUUAAAGCUCCCGAAGAACGUCCCUCUGGAUGCUGUCACCCCUGUCUUGUGUGCGGGGAUUACCGUCUAUAAGGGCCUGAAGGAAUCCGGGGCUUGUCCAGGCCAGGUGGUUGCUAUCGUGGGCGCAGGAGGCGGGUUGGGAUCGCUAGCCCAGCAGUACGCAAAGGCCAUGGGCCUGAGAGUCAUUGCUAUUGACGGCGGAGAGGACAAGAGAGCCAUGUGCGAGGAGCUGGGAGCCGAGAUCUACAUCGACUUCACCAAGACAAAAGACAUAGCCAACGACGUGCGAGCAGCGACACCGGACGGCCUGGGCCCGCACACGGUUCUCGUCCUCGCAGCAUCAGAGAAGCCCUUCCAGCAAGCAACCAGCUACGUGCGGUCACGGGGGACGAUCGUAGCCAUCGGCAUGCCACCGAACGCGUUCCUGAGAGCGCCGAUUCUGGACACGGUGAUGCGCAUGAUCAGCAUCAAGGGCAGCUACGUCGGCAGCCGACUGGACGGGGCCGAGGCGAUCGAUUUUUUUGCCCGGGGGUUGAUCAAGGUGCCGUUUAAGACGAUGCCGCUGAAGGAGUUGGGAAGGGUGUAUGAGCUGAUGGAGCAGGAGAAGAUUGCUGGGCGGAAGGGACAUUUAAAUGAUUUACAUCAUUCAUAUUAUGAUAGACAAUUUGCAAACCAGGAAAUUCCGACUGAUCUGAUACGGUACUUGCAGCCAGCCAGCAACAUGCUCAUCAAAGAAUUCCACCACGACGUCCCCACCAAAGCGGGCGGCGAGGGUAGUACCAUGCUGGGGUGGGGCAUUUUCGUCUUCCAUCCCUCUCUGCCAGGGUAUCCGAAUGCAAAGUUCCCUGGUGUGGUGGUCUUUAGUGAGAUUUAUCAAGUGACCGGCCCCGUCGCCCGCUUCGCCCGCCAGAUCGCCGGCCAAGGCUAUAUCUGCGCUGCGCCCUCCACCUACCACGAAUUCACCGGCCCCGAGCCCCUGAAAUACGACGCCGAAGACACCGACAAAGGAAACAAGUGGAAAGUCACCAAGAAACUUGCUGCCUAUGACGAGGAUGCCGCGCUGACGGUCGACUACCUCCUCUCGCUGCCAACGUGCAACGGCCGCAUCGGCGCUACGGGCAUGUGUCUCGGUGGGCAUCUGGCCUUCCGCUGUGCGCUGGACCAGCGCGUCAAGGCUGCGGUAUGCUAUUUCGCGACUGACAUUCACAGCGCGACGCUGGGUGAGGGAAAGAAUGACGACAGUUUGAAGAGAGCGGGCGAGAUCAAGGGAGAACUCCUCAUGAUCUUUGGCAAGAACGACACCCACGUCCCUCCCGAAGGACGGGAUCUGAUCCGUCGGACGCUGCACGAGAAAGGCGUGUUGUUCAGCUUUUACGAGGUGGCUUGGGCGCAACACGCCUUUAUCCGUGAUGAGCUCAGCAAAGGCCGUGACGGAUAUUGCCUGUCUGAAAGGAUGCGAGACCACCAGAUGACGUUGAAUGCAACCAUAGAUAAAGACAACAAGAACUCUGACUAUCGAGGGAAGCGGAUCGUCUAUGUCAAAAUCCUGCACGAUGGCAUCCUCCAACUCGACCACUGCGUCAGGGGCGCAGCAAUCCUCUCCCAACUGCGACACCUUCCGCGCUGGAACGAAAACUGGACAACCUUGACCGUGCAAAGGGACGCCUACACCGGCCAAAUCAAGUCUCUUCCUGACUGGUUUGGGCCGCAUUCGGUGAACGUCCGCGCACUCAAAAUCUACCCGGACAGCCUGACGCUGUUCGACAUUGCGAAUCUGCAGCACUGGGAGACGCUCAAGGAUCGCGUCACGCGAGUGGUGCUGUCGUGGCCGCCUGAGGGUCAGCUCGCCACGGCCAUUCUCAAGAUCGCCAAUUUCGCGCACGACCUUCCGUAUCUGAUGCAGGAGAUUGAGGCAUACACUCUGUUGAUGGAGAGCGGCUGUACGGCAGUGCCGGGGUUGCUGGGAUACGUCUAUGAAGAACACACAGACCGCGUCGUGGGGAUUCUGAUCGAGGACGUCGUGGGGCGUCCUGCUGGGAUCGAAGAUCUUGAAGCUUGCCAGGACGCGGUGCGCAGGCUACACAACGCCGGCAUCAUCCACGGGGAUCUCAACUCAUUCAACUUUCUGGUGUCCGAAACAGGGGCCACGAUCAUUGAUUUCGAGACGGCGAAGUUUGCAGAUUGCUACUCGAGGGAGUCGGCCAGGCAGAAGGCGGAAGAAAUGAAAGGUCUUGAGGACAAGCUACGGGGAGUCUGCGACGAGUCUCCGCCCGGAGUGAGAUACGAAGACUUCUAG
Molecule: messenger RNA, 4878 nt
Organism: Rasamsonia emersonii CBS 393.64
Lineage: Eukaryota; Fungi; Ascomycota; Eurotiomycetes; Eurotiales; Trichocomaceae
Product: Alcohol dehydrogenase 1
Exons: 21
Coding region: 1-4878 (1625 amino acids)
Molecular function (GO): protein binding; hydrolase activity; oxidoreductase activity
Source: RefSeq, a predicted model, not a curated record